This is a messenger RNA of Colletotrichum truncatum, 477 nucleotides long. Its product is annotated as multidrug resistance protein 3 (p glycoprotein 3). The record is from RefSeq and is a predicted model, not a curated record. Gene Ontology annotation, molecular function: ATP binding; ABC-type oligopeptide transporter activity; ATP hydrolysis activity. NCBI's taxonomy places the organism in Eukaryota, Fungi, Ascomycota, Sordariomycetes, Glomerellales, Glomerellaceae.
AUGUCUAUGGCAAUGAGUUUUUAUGUUGGCGAAAUAUACUCCGUGGAAGGCCUUCUAGUCACUGAUGAUGACUCACUCGAAAGCGGACUUCCGGCAGCCAACGAUUGGGACUUUGUCAGCUCACUCCAUGAAGACUUUAACACCUCCUUCGGUGUAAGCUGUAGUCAGUUUUCGGGCGGCCAACGGCAACGCAUCGCGAUCGCACGGGCAAUUACCCGCAACUCAAGCGUUCUUCUCUUAAAUGAAGCUACGAGGGCGCUUGACACAGACUCCGAAAGAAUCGUUCAAGCAGCACUCAUGGAAGCAGCAGGUCCAGAGGAAUGGAUUAUCAUUUCAGUACCACAACGUAUUCAACACUUCGACAGGCCAAGUGUACCAUGGUCUUUUAUGACGGACAAAAUAUCAAGGCGGGACCUCAUGAUGGGCUCGUUGCUCAAGGAGAUAUGUACAAGGCUAUGUGCGAGACACAAAGUAUAG